Acyrthosiphon pisum (pea aphid) is the source of this 2513-nucleotide messenger RNA. Its product is annotated as circadian clock-controlled protein. The record is from RefSeq and is a predicted model, not a curated record. Gene Ontology annotation, biological process: multicellular organismal reproductive process. NCBI's taxonomy places the organism in Eukaryota, Metazoa, Arthropoda, Insecta, Hemiptera, Aphididae. The coding region runs from base 563 to 1378 and encodes 271 amino acids. The transcript has 6 exons.
CCGCGCACCGACCAGACGACGACAGUCCGUACGAGCCCCCGCGAUAUACUUUCACUAUCGUCGACGAACCGAUCGCACUCGUCGGCCAUAACGUCGCACCGUAACACGUCGCCGUCUUCCGUCCUAAUAAUAUAAUAAAGUUAUUAUUCGCCAUCGUAUUACCUGUAGGUAACACUGCCACCGACGACGACUCCGAUCGCACACUGUUAUAGGGAAAAAAGCUAAAAGGAGAUUCUAAAAAAACAUAUUCUACGCCGUUUCGGCAGUCUAUUUCUAAACGCCAUACCCGUAUAAUAUUCAUUCAGCGCGCGUUAUCGUGUUCUUUCAGUGUUUUCGGGUUUUUUUUUCUCAUCGAUUUGUUCUCCUCUCUCGUUCGCGAUGUAUCGGCCGGCUCAUCCAUCCAUGUGUGCGGGACGAUCGGUCUAGAGACGUUCGAUUUGAAUACCAUCGUAAUCGCAUUGCGCACUGAGUCGUUGUUGGCCAAACACAGAGCACAAUACGAUCAACUUCUAUAAAAAAAAGAAUAAAGCCAGCAUCAAGCCCUAGCGCACGUGCAAUUAGGAUGAUGGUGACACCAUCGUACACAGCCGCCGCCGAUCGUCCGGUGUCGAUGGCACUCCGGGCGUACCUGUUGAUCACGGUAAUCGCCACCUUUUCCCGACCCACCGAAGCCGUCCUUUCCGUGAACGCAACACCUGAAUACAUUCAUUCGUGUCGUAAGGCGGACGUUCAAUUCAAUAGUUGCAUAAAAGAAACAUUCAACCAUCUUAGGCCCUACCUCAUCGAUGGUAUCGAAGAGCUUACCGUGCCUCCGAUCGAACCAUUGGUUAUACCAAAAAUGCAAAUGGAAAAUGGUCAUGGUGCAGUCAGGGUGAGGGCCAUACUCAGUAAUAUGACCAUACACGGCGCGAGCAAUUAUACAGUUUUAAACGUCAGGAGUGAUAUGAAUAAGUACCGCAUAGACUUAGGACUUUUCAUACCACACAUCGAAGCCACUGGAAACUACGAUGUCAAUGGAAACGUGUUACUAUUACCCGUUAGAAGUAGAGGAGAAUUUUGGGCGUCCUUCGAAAACGUAACGGCCUUAGCAAAAUUAUAUGGAGUUGAGGUGAAUAAAGAAGGAGUGAAAUUUAUGAAAACUGAAAGAUUGGGCAUUGGUUUUAAAUUGGAGAAAUCAGAUUUUAAAAUCAAAGAUGCCAUCAACAUGCAAAACGUCAUAGGUGAAGCAAUGAACGUAUUCUUGAAUGAAAAUUCUGCAGAGAUCAUUGAAGAAAUGAAACCCGCUGCUUCGCAAGCCAUUGGCAAACAUUUCAAAAAUUUCUUGAACAACGCGUUCUUACAAAUUCCACUUAAAGUGUGGCUGAAAGACUCCGAAUAAUUUAACCUAUAACUUUUCAUGUCUAUCAUUUGUUUUGUAAUUUCCUUUACCUUUUCAAUACUAUAGUGAGUAGUUUUAUAUUUAAGCAUCAUUUAGGUAUUAUAUACGCAUAGGUACUCUAAUUCUCAUAAUAUAUGUAGUUUUAUAUUCGUAUAUUUAUUUAAGUUACCACACAUUGAACAAAUAUUGACAUAGAAUUUCUAUAAUGUAGACUAUAUUUUUACCAUUUAUAUUUGCCAUUUUGUAUAUGUAAGUACAUUAUACAUAAUAUAGGUAUAUCGUAUAUUAUUAUGUCAUCGUAUUUUUCGUACGGGUUUUUUUAAAUCGUAAUAGUUACUUUAGAAGUAGUUUAUUGACAAUUUUUUAUUACUUAUAUAUUUAUAAUCUCCUAUUGAUUAUUAUUUUAGUUUUGAAUUAGUUGUAUGUGUUUUGUACGCAAAAUGUUUGAAAAUUAUAACGCGCUGCCGGGUGACAGUGCAAUACUAAAAUGGUACCUAUGUUUUACAUUGCACAUAUACAAUUUUAAUGUGCCAAAAGAAAAUAUAGUUCAUUAAAUUUUAAGGACAAAACUUUUCUUUAAGAUUAUUGUUUAUGACCCAUUAUAUAAAUUUUAUGUUUUUUUUUUAUUAUUAAUGUAGGCUUGUUAAACAAAAUACCUACAGCUUAAUAUGUUGAGAGAGAAACGUUAUAAAUUAAAACUAUUAACAUAUAUUACUGUAUAGUUUUAGUUAUAUUCAACGUGUAUUCUUAUAGAAUGAAUGAAAAAGAGUUUCAUUUAUUUAAUUCCAUAUUUAUAUAUUUAAUCAAAUUAUCAAUAUUAAAUAUUAAUACUGCUAUAAUAAACAAGAAUGACCUACUUAGUAUUUUGAUUUCAAAAUCUUUAUUAUAUUAUAAUUCAUAGAUACUACAAUGUAGAUCAUUUAUGAAUGAACUCGAUUCCGUUCAAAGAAAUUUCAUUAAUUUUUUUAUAUGUGUUUUUACACGAUUAAAAUAAAUUUUAUUUUUAAAUAAUGGGGUAGUUUUAUUAAAAUAAUUGAGAAUUGCGUACGAGUUUCACCGUAAUAAAAAUACGACAACCUUGGUUAGUGAUCACCAGAUUUGUCUGAAUGAUAAAUGUGUGAUUAAAAAAAAAAAA